Messenger RNA from Gadus macrocephalus (Pacific cod), 2609 nucleotides. RefSeq names its product photoreceptor-specific nuclear receptor-like. Gene Ontology annotation, biological process: anatomical structure development; cell differentiation; negative regulation of transcription by RNA polymerase II. Gene Ontology annotation, molecular function: RNA polymerase II cis-regulatory region sequence-specific DNA binding; zinc ion binding; nuclear receptor activity. The coding region runs from base 565 to 1896 and encodes 443 amino acids. The transcript has 8 exons. Lineage: Eukaryota; Metazoa; Chordata; Actinopteri; Gadiformes; Gadidae. The record is from RefSeq and is a predicted model, not a curated record.
UCCACCACCACCCCCACCACCGGCUGCCUUUGAGAACCCACUGCGGAGGGACGGACCCACGCACACACGCUGACGGACCUCGGUGAGAGAAGGGAGCACAGAGGGAGGGGGGGGACACCAGACACACUUCUUUGGGAGCCACACGAGCAACAAGUGUUCCCGCGGGACCCUGGAGGCACGUCUGCAUCCCAGCACUGAGAGGCCGCAGCAGGGCUGACUCCGCCGCGCGCCAGGGGCCUCUGUUUGGUGGCACGCUUGGAGAAGGGGGACCCACGGGGGGGACCAUCUGCUCGUCCGUCAGGAGCAGGCCGACGAGCUCAGGGGAGCAGGGGAGAGCCGGCCGACUGAGAGCCCGCUGUUCUGACGGUUGCUCCACUUGAUGGAGUGAUUUCCGUCGCACUUUUCCCGACCUCUCCCACCGAAGAACCCGACGCAAACUCUUUUGUUGGACGGUUUUGAAAUCAAACUGCCAAUCUCCGUGGAAGAAGAGAAAGACUAUCUAUUUUCUUUUAUCUUUUUUUAUCUUUUCGCCAAUAUCCAAGACUUUUUUCGACCGGUUUUAAAAUGAUGGAGGAGCACUUGUCUAAGAUGGCCAUGAUGCCUGGGUCUCCCCCCAGCAGGUCUCCAGGGGCCGGGGUUGACGACCGAGGAGCCAAGAGCCCAGCUCCGGGCAAAGCCCUGAGUCCCGCGCUGCUGUGCAAGGUGUGCGGAGACACCAGCAGCGGGAAGCACUACGGCAUCUACGCCUGCAACGGCUGCAGCGGCUUCUUCAAGCGCAGCGUCCGCCGCAGGCUCAUCUACAGGUGCCAGGCCGGGACAGGCAUGUGUCCCGUGGAUAAGGCCCAUCGCAACCAGUGCCAGGCCUGUCGCCUGAAGAAGUGCUUACAGUCGGGAAUGAACAAAGACGCCGUGCAGAACGAGCGCCAGCCCCGUAGCUCCGCCCAGGUCCGCCUCGACUCCAUCGACGUGGACCCCGAGAAGGACCACCUGGCCACCACCCGGGACCCGGCCUCCUCGUCCUCGUCCUCGUCCUCGACCUCCUCCUCCGCGGGCUCCGUCAUCACGUGGCCCCACAUCACCUCCGCCGCCCUGUCCAUGGCCUCCAGCGGGGCCGCCCAGCACUGCAGCAGCCCCCAGAGCAACCACCGCUUCAUGGCCAGCCUCAUGACGGCCGAGACCUGCGCCAAGCUGGAGCCCGAGGACGUGGACGAGAACAUCGACGUGACCAGUAACGAGCCCGAGAGAGCCUCCUCGGAGUACCACAUGGCCCUCUACCCCUGCAGCUCGGAGAACGUCUACGAGACCUCCGCCCGCCUGCUCUUCAUGUCCGUCAAGUGGGCCAAGAACCUCCCGGUCUUCUCCAACCUGCCCUUCAGGGACCAGGUCAUCCUCCUGGAGGAGGCGUGGAGCGAGCUGUUCCUGCUGUGUGCCAUCCAGUGGUCCCUCCCCCUGGACAGCUGCCCGCUGCUGUCCCUGCCCGACCUGUGCCCCGGCAUGCAGGGCAAGGCCAGCUACAGCGGCCUGGACCUGCGGCUGCUCCAGGAGGUGUUCAGCCGCUUCAAGGCCCUGGCCGUGGACCCCACCGAGUUCGCCUGCCUGAAGGCGGUGGUCCUGUUUAAGCCAGGUGAGAGCGACGCAGCUGCCGGUCGCGCUCUAGAGACUCGGGGUCUGAAGGACCCGGAGCAGGUGGAGAACCUCCAGGACCAGUCCCAGGUGAUGCUGGGGCAGCACAUCCGCUCCCACUACCCCGCCCAGCCCGCCAGGUUCGGGAAGCUGCUACUGCUGCUCCCCUCGCUGCGCUUCGUCAGCUCGGAGCGGAUCGAGCUCCUCUUCUUCCACAGGACCAUCGGCAACACCCCCAUGGAGAAGCUGCUGUGUGACAUGUUCAAGAACUGAGCAGAACCCUUCCCCCCACGACGUCCCGGUGUCCGGUCUGGGAGUCUAGGAACCACAGGAGAGCAGAGACUGGCUGUCAGACGGGUUCUACGGUUUAGUCUUUUCUUUGUUCUUUCUCUUCGUUCUUUCUUCUUUGUUCCACUCUCCAUGUGCAUAUUAGAGAUUUGAUGAGCUGUUUUCUGUAUUUUUUUUUAAUGACAUAUGAUUUAUAGGCUUCUGACGAUGUUAGGCUAUUUCCUCCACGUUUCUUAUAGGAUUGUUAUACGCUUGCUGUCCGCCUGUGCUAUUAAGGAAACCCCUUCUCAGUUUCAAUAUCAAUCUACAUGCACUUAUGCAAUGCACGUUAUUCUCUACUGCAUUGUGUUCUAUUUUUCUAUUUGUGUUUCUGUGACUUUAUUGCAAAAACGUUUUAUUUGCUGUAGGGGUUAGAUAUGUCGACAUUCCUAUGAUAUAUGUUGUUGUUAUUGUUGUUGUUGUUGUUGUUGUUGUUGACAUGCUUCGUCUUGCUUUGAAAAAGUCGAGAUUGUUUAGUUAGUUUUAUAUCAGUGACACUUUAGUACACAUGUCACACGGACAUGGGAUUAGUUCAUUGCUUGCACAAACCUUACAGAUGAGAACUGCACAACCAUGUUACAUGAUGUGGUAUUCUAACUGAUGUUCUCAUACAUAUGGAAAUCAGACAGAGGAAAUAAAUUAAAGCUCUAACCCUGUAA